Molecule: messenger RNA, 3009 nt
Organism: Lachancea dasiensis
Lineage: Eukaryota; Fungi; Ascomycota; Saccharomycetes; Saccharomycetales; Saccharomycetaceae
Source: the annotation of a GenBank genome assembly
AUGACAACGGCAGUUGAAAUGCUGCAAAAUAAUGGCUUGGCCAGCCCUGAAAGGCACAAUUCGACAGUAGGCAAUGGACUGAAAUCAAGUGAGAAGCUCGGCAAUAAUAUCCAUACUGGAACAAAUAAGGAUAUGGACAAUGACAGUCAGCAUUAUGGAAAUAGUUCAGUCUCUAAAGCCCCAGAACUUCCACAUGUGGAAGUGAAUCAGUUGCCAAUAGCACUGCUGAUCAGGAAUCUCACAGUGUUUUCUGUGAAGGAAUUGGUCCAGUUUUUAAAGACUAGCGUUCAUGAGGGCCAAGAUACGAGCGUCAAGAAAACUUCAUUUCUACAACUGGUGAUUUUUUUGAGGAAUCAGUUUCUUAAAAUCUACGUUCUUGUAAAAUGGUGUCGAACAAUCAAAAACAACAAUUUUAACACCAUGAUUGAUCUGCUGAACUGGUUUCGAGGCUCCAACAUGGCUGUCAACAAUUGCAUAUGGGCUUUGAAGGCUAGUUUGGCAGGGAUGCUAAAUGCAAAGCUUCCGAAUCCCGACCUCGUCACCGCAUUGGAAGUCUUAAGUCUAGGCCGGCCCAAUCUCCCGACACACAGUUUCUCGCUAAGCGGGGAGGAAGAAUCAGAGAAAGGACCCAAAGGCUUCUCGGUUCCUUCUAAACUGAUUUUGAAAAAGCUUCGCGAUAUGAACAUUAUCAUGUCCGUCAAAGUAUCGCUUAUGGAACUUCCCGAUCAGUUCAAACAGUACACGGUUCGCGACGGACGGCUUGUGAUUCAUGUAGAAAAUGAAUUUGAGGUGCAAUUAUCCACGACUGAUCAGCGCUCGCCGUUGUUUUUUGUUGACCUGAAACUGCUUUUUAAUGAACUGCUCCCACUUAACAAAUAUAAGUUAGAAAAGGUUAUCAACGAGGUUUUGUUCAAAAGUCCCCGUCCCUUGUUCGCCCUUUACCGACUCUUGCAUAACUAUGUUCUGUCCGUCCAGAUGUACAUUUUACAUGCUGAGUUAUUGGACCUGGAGUCUAAUAGCAAAUAUUCAGGUGGGAAUCUCAAACAUCACUAUGAUUCCAGAAAGAAUGGUAUCACCUUAAAAUACUGGUUGCACAGUAGGCUUAAGGGAAAAUGCAACGCAAUUAUCGGCGUUGACAAAGAAAGUGGAAACAUUACUCUCAAGUGGAACAUUGAAGAUCUCCCCGAGGGUAAUCCCUUGGUACCAGUACGGUAUUCUAAUGUACUGAAUAAUUUGGGCAAUAUUCUAGAUGAAAUUAUGUUCAAUCAUUCUCAGAUAAUCAAAUCCCAAUUGCUAUCCACUGAAGUUUUACAUGAGGAAGAGGACAUAUCGGACGCUUUGCUAUUCCAUGUACCAUCUACUCCAGCAUCUGUCAUUCCAAUACAAAUUAAAAUUAAUCCAAUUAGUGGCAUCUUUUAUGCAAAAAAUCCCAGUGGACUGCUCACUUAUUACAUCAAUCAAAUUAAUAAAACAACCACCACUGAUGAUUUCGUCAAGGUCUUGAACAGGCUCAAACUCGACAAGACCAUAUCGAUAUUGAAGAACAUGUUCGAAAAAGUCGGCUGGGUUUGUAACAAUGUCAUCAAGCUAAACGCACCUAUCUCAAUAGAGUCGACGGGGACGCAAAAGAUGUUGUCGCGUGAUUUAUACAUUCGACUCCAAAACUGGCCUGCCAAUUGGUAUCUGAUAUUAAGCGUUAUUUCUUCCAAUGCGUCAUGCGCCCUCGAAAAAAGGAUAGGAAAAAUAACAGCUUCAAAUGGCAACUGGGAGCUCAAAUAUUUAGAUACCAAAAAUGUUGCGACCUUGAAGUUGGAGUCAAUGACAUAUCAAAAGGUUAUACAUUUGAAGAAAACUAGCCUACACUCCAUUAUUGAUCAUAUGAUAAUUGACUCGCUAAAUGGGCUGCACAUGCGGAAUAAAAUCUGUGCAGGUGACAGUUUGGACGCUGUUCCUGAGUACAUAUUCCAAGAUAAUAGCUCCAACCAAACGUCGGUCUUAAGCAUAGAGCUAGAAUCAUUCUUAGGUGGCCCAAAUGCAUUGAACAACCUUUUGGAGAAAACAAUGUUUUUACGGAUCGAUUACCAAGAAAACAAAAUAAAGCUUUUCGGAAAAUUCAAGCACAACAGCAAAAUGAUAUGCAAUCAAUACAACGAGGCUCUUAUGCAGUUCAUUGACAAAGAUUCUCUCUCCUUUUUCAUGACCGAGACGUUUAUCGAUUUAAACAAUAUUGUUCAGCACUUCAACCCUUUCAAGCAAAAGCUUAUGCAGAUUGUGACACUUACAGAUGUCAUUGAAAGGCUACACAAUUUCUACUCAGAAAACUUCAGCAUUGUGGCCCUCAAACCCAACGAAAUCUCUUUCAAAUAUCUCAAGCAUAGCAAUGACGAGUAUGACUGCUUGAUCCACAUUCAAACUACUGACCACAGUGUUGAGAAUUUAGACGUGAAGCUUUCGCCUUCCAAUCCUCAAUACAUCAUCCAGCCAUUCAUAGAGUCCAGUAAGCAGGAUUACAAGUUUGUGUUCAAUUACUUGCAAUUUACCUCAGGGUUCUUUGGGGUUGUCGAAUCCAUCCUGAGUACUGCUGGCCGCAACUCCUCUCAAGCCUCUAACGGCUACUCCACCCUUGCGCUCCAGCUGCACAACCUCUCAGAAUACGAGUUAAUAUACUACAAUGCUGAGGUCAAUUCUAAGAUCACUUUGAUGAUAGAGCUUCGAAACGUCUUCCUGAACGGCUCCCAGCGACUGCGGUACUAUGUGCACUUUGCCGACGACGAGCACAUCUCUAGCAAGAGCCCUGCAUAUCCACUUGUGCACCGCGUACGAAACACCGUUUUCAUGGUAGAUAACUCUUCCUUGGUUAACAGCGAUACGAUUUCCAGUCUGGGCUCUCCUAAGAAGCCGAAGAUCGCUUCUGCCAUCAGGCUAACUGACGGAAUUUGUUGUGAUGCUACAGAUAUCGAGCUCGUGAUCAAAGAAAUCAACAGCAUUCUCAGGGUCAACUCCAUCUAA